AUGGAAGAUAAAAAUAAAAAAAGUAAUAAAGGAAAAAAGAAAAUUAACUCGAGCCCCAAUAAAGUUGUUGACCAAUCAACUAAUAACAAAAGUAAAAUUACUUUGCUAGAACAAGACCAUGUCGCUAAUACCAAUGAGGAAUUCAGUCCGGGACCACAACUUACUGCUCGUACAAAAUUAAGUGACGGGGAAGGUGCUGUAGAAAAUGCAAAUAUAAGCUCAAUCAUUGAAUAUGAACCAGAUCAACAAACUACUAAUUCUGGAGAAGGUUCAAGUAAUCAAGACGGUUCUACAUCACAAAAUAAUGAAGAUGUUCACAAUGAAAAGAGAAAUUCAUCAUACAUUUAUUCAUUAGUAAAGUCCAUUGCCAAAAAUAUUAUUAAACCUAAAGAAAACUCAGAUGAUGAUGGUGAAACCAUGGAAAUCAUAUUUCGUGUACAUUUACCUAAGUUUCGUCACGGAGAACCUGUUGUAGUUGGUAGUAUUGAGGAACUUGGUAAUUGGGAAAAACCUAAAGUUAAACUUAAACAAUAUAAAAAAAAUGUUUGGAAUUAUACAUCUUCAUAUUCGUAUUGGUAUUCAGAACCUAUUCGUGUCCCUAUCAAAAGAUUUAAGGAAAUUGUUGAAUAUAAGUAUGCAGUAUCUACAAACAACUUACAAUUUGAAGGAAUUGGCCCGCGUGACAAUCGUGUGCUAGAAAUUCAACGUCAAAAUUUUGAUAUUUGGAAAAGUAAUUCUCAUCAUUUUAUUUCUAAAUUCGAUUAUAUGUUCUUGGACGUCAUUUAUGAAUCCGCAACUUUAGAAAACAUCAAAAAUGCUAUUUGGGAUUACGAAUUUAUCUUAAAACGGCAUCGCGAAUUAACUUUAUCCGUAACGAAUAUUCAAUUUAUUAGCAAACAUGUAUCGGAUACAUCUAUUGAUAGAAAUCAUUUUUUAUGCUUUCUUUUAGGACAUUGUCCUAAUAAUUACGGAAGAAUUGAAUUACCUCGCGAUUUUAAAUCCGAUAUAUUGCUUAAAGCUUUAUUCACAGUAGAUUCUGACACAUUUCCAAAGGAUAGUUGGCAUAUUGUAGUUAAAGGACUUGACCUUUUAAUUCAUCACAAUAUUAGUUAUGGAUUAUACGAAUGGAUUAACAUCUUUAACAUUGCACGAAAUAUCGAUCCUCAAUAUAAGUUCAUCGAAACCAUAACUUUUGCUAAAUGUAAUGAUGACAAAUAUAUCGAAAGUUGUUUUAGAAUGUUGUUGGCACGUGAAUAUGAUGAAAAUAUUCAUGAAAAAAUUAUCAAGUGGUUGAUGAGCCAAUGUAAAAACGUGAAAAUUUUAUCAAUCGUUUGGCGAUCUUCAAAUCGAGAGAAGCAACUUCAACAAAAUUUGAUAGAAUGUAUUAAAAAAAUUAUAUCUUCAGAUGACCCUGAUAAUUUACAUAGAAAUUUUAUUGAGCUUCCUGAUGACAUCAGAGAUAUAGUCUCUGACCUAUUUAGGAAAAGAGUACUCGACAUAUUAAUCAAUGGUCGUCGUGUUAAUUGGAAUAAAUCCAGACACCAAUCGAUUUUUAAUCUUUUAAAUUCUGUAAAUCUACUACACUGGACAAAAGAAGAAUAUAUUAUUGUGUUGGAAAUGGUGUCAAACUUGGAAGAUUUUCAGCUAUUAAGCGUAUUUCCAUCAUUACUUGCAAAUUGGAUUGAAAAGUCUAAAGGUAUUGAUAAUAAAGUAGCUAAAAUAUGUACUCGAUGGUAUAAAAAGAUUUUGGAUAUAAUGGAUCGAAUGUCUCAUUCAACGGAUCAUAAAGGAGAAUACGUAACCGAAGUUUUUGAGAAAUUUUCAAACAUCUGCAAAUUAUUAGUAAAUGAACAAUCACUAUUGGACGACUUGAUGGAAAUUACGAUCAAUCGUAUAAGACAGUCUUCAGAAAAAUUAAUUUUCUCUGUCACUUCUAAAAUUGAUAGCUUUAGUUCAGAAGUGGUAUGUGCAUUUACAAAAGUUAUUAAAGAAAAAAUUGAUUCAAUGGAAUUAGAUCGCGAUAAAUAUUUGUUAAAGAAAGUGCAAGUUAUAUGUGGUUGUACUGAUAAAAAAAGUCUUGAGAUACCAAAUGAAUUUUGUGAAACAAUCUUACUUCUCAUCAUGUCACGUUUGCAAGAGAAUCUUAAUUCAGAAGUAUCUUUGCAUGAGUCCACUGAAUUCUGGAUUGUGAUUCUACGAGCAACUGGAAGUACAAAGAGGUUUCAUUCACAUCAAUUUGUACAAGAAGCUAGAACAACUAUUAUCGAGUUAGCUGAGAUCAUUAAAAACAGUUCCAUUAAAAUUCUACCUCUUCAGGAAUUGCUUGAUCUUAAUGAUGAUAUUCUUCAUUUUUAUUUAAAUUCUGCAAAUUAUGAUAGUGAAGAAAUCAUUACCAAGGAUAUAUUGGUUAAGGUUCGUCAGAAUUGUCGCUUCUAUGAACUGAGUUUGAAAAAGCUUGGCGAUUUCUAUAAAAGAUUUUGUCCGCUACAAAAAUCCAAGGAUGUGCAAAAUUAUCUUGAUGAAUUAAUAGAACGAAGCAAUAAACUGAAUACAAUCUCACUAGAUGAAUCAUUAUCCGAAGCACAUUGGAGCUUCCAUAAAGGAGUUAUUUCAAUAGCAAAGGUUACAUAUGAUCUAAACAAAUCUCAAAUAUUUUAUAAUGUUUUUGAAAAACGAUUAAAUGAAGAAUCUAAUGAUUUGAGUGUUGAAUAUAUAGCACAAACGUUAAUGAAAAUGGUUUUAAAGGAGUAUAUUGUUAAAUGCAAGCAUUAUGAAAAUUGGGAAGAUCUCAAAUUCUCUGAGGAAAUACCAUUUUGGUGUAAUGUUUCUAAUUUUGAUGAUGAGCUUAAGUUAAUGGAAAGAUAUAGCAAGAUUUGUAUAAAUAAAGGCAAGACGUUCAUGAUGACGAUAAAAUAUCUAUCCAGAAAUACCGAUUGGAAAAUUCGUAUAGAAAAUCUAUCAAAAAUUAUUAAGGUUUUCAAAAUUAAAGAAAACUGGCUUGACAAUUUGUUUGAUCACGGAAAUUUAGGCAUAUUUAGUAACUCCAUUGAAACUAUUAAUCAAAAAUUUUCCAAAUUCGAUAAGAAUAGUUGGGAUUUUAUCAAAGAAUUGUCACGAUCAGAGGAAUUUCUUGAAUUCUUAAAAGAUAAAACAGAUGAUGAUUUGAAAAAUUUGAUUAAUGGCGUCGAUGAACACUCAAAUACCAGAUUGAUUCAAGAAGGAACUAUUUCUUCACUUAUUCAAAUCAAGCAAUUCGUAUAUCCACUGAUGAAUGAUCCAAAUUUAGUUAUGGAUACUUUAUUAAAAGAAUUUAAUUAUAUUAACCCUUCAUUAGCAAGUAAAUUGUCAUUAAUUAAUAGUAAUGUCAUGGCGAUAAAAAAUAUGUACAAAUCCAUCUAUAACAAAGUUGAAUAUACAAAGGAAAAGAUUCAAAAUGCUGUAAAUAUUGGUAUUUAUGAAUUUAAAAAAGAAGAAAUAGAUGAAGAUUGCAUUUUGGAAUUGUCAUACCCCUACAAAUUAGAAACGAUGAGGUUUAAUAUUAGCGAGUUACAGGAUUUACGUAGCAGAGCUCUUUUAAUUUCAAAACCUGGUUCUAUUGGGCAAAUGGAUGAUGAUAUCGAUGAUAUGAAAAUCAAAAUGGAAGAAUUUGUGAAUCAAGUUGACAUUGCUCAAAGUAUUAUUAUAAUCAUGAAAAAAUUAACUCAAUUAGGACAUUUCGGAUAUCGAGAAUAUAAUGAAUCAACUAAAGGUACUCGUAAUUUAGAGAAAAUAGCAAAGCGAUUGAGAACUGACUUGGAAAUAUGGGAGAAUAUUACUAACCGAGCACAAGAAAAUUGUUAUUACCUAACGUUUUAUCCAGCAAGACAUGUUUUAGCAUUUUAUGACUAUUAUACAGAAAAUGGCGAUCAAUUUGAAAUAAAGGAAACUUGUCAAACACUUGUGUCAUUCGUCAAUCGAAAAGCCAAAUUACCACCAAUAAUUGGAUUAUAUUGUAACAAGGAUAACUACGAUGAAGUUUUAGAAGCAAUUAACUAUAGAUUAGAAUUCAUUUUUGGAACCCUUGAAAAACAUGCACGACCAGUGAAAAAUUCCGAGGAACGCGUAAUUUCAGAUACAGUGAAAUGUGGUGAAUUAUUUGUCGCAGCUUGUGAUGACAAAUCGAAAGUUCCUAAUAUAAUAAUGUCAUUUUAUGUCAACCAUGGAUUUUAUCCUGAACCUUGGCAACUUUUGAUAUGUAUGACAUCUACUACAGAAGAAGAACUUUCAAUUUUUAUCAAAAGAUGCUUUUUUGCAUCAAAAAAUGGUUAUGAAGGUCAUUUGUUCUGCAUUGCGAAUUUGGAAUUAUUAGAUUUUGAAUUACAGUACUACCUCGUAAAUAAGAUUAGAUUUUUUACGGAGAAGGUAGAAGAUUAUAAUUUAGCGUUAAUAUGUUGUUCUGAAACUGGUAUGCAUCAUCAUAUCGUUGACCAGUUUUCUAAAUAUGUUCAUGUCACUGAUGGACUUAGCACUGUUGCAAUGGAGACCAUUUAUCGUGAAUUAUGUCCAAAGAUUACAUGCGUAACUUCUGAAUUAUCUGGACAAGGAAAAACAAAAUUUAUUGAGCAGGAAAGUUCUAAAAAUGACAAAAACUUAGUUUCAUUUCUCAUCAGUGAUGGAGUGAGUUACAAUUCGCUUAUUAGACAACUUAAAAAUUCCCAUAUUCAACAAGAUAAUAGUCUUCAUAUAAACAUAAUAUCUGCCGAUAAUCCUGGAGAAGUCAAUAUAUUCUUGUUUCAAUUGUUAACACUGGGAAUGAUUUCAAACAACGCGGAUAUUAUAAGUCUUCCAGAUACCUAUAUAUUUAUUGAAAUAGCUGGUAAUCUUCUGUUUAAAUCCCUACCAUUCAUUAAUUGUUUAAAUAAUAUGCAUUUAGUAUGGAAUAUUGGUAGAUUGAUGGUACCCAAAGAUAUACACAGUCCAAUUCAAAUCGUUUGCCAUUAUUUGGAUCUUUAUGAUAAGAAGGAGCUUGAUAAAAAAGAUGUAAUUUACCAAUCACGUGAAUAUAAUACCGUUAAAGAACCGCUUGAUCAAGUACUUUGUCAAACGCUAUUGGAUAAAUAUUUCUUUAAAAGGGUUGAUCCUUGUAUAUUGUCUUUUAGGUUUUUAGAAAUUUUUGUAAAUGUGCUUUCUGAUCAAUUAUUAAGGUUAUCAGGAAGCUCCUUCUUCAACGUUGAAGUUUUGAAAUUUAUGACUAAUCAUAUUAAUAUUCGAUCAACAUUAUUUAAUACAUUACUUGAUGUUUCAAAUGAUUUUGCUGCAAAAUCAACCAAAACAAAAUCUGCGCAAUUACAAUCUAUUUCCAAUAAAGCCGCCGAAGUGGAUCAAUUAGAGAAUCUAGUUCAUUGGGAUGAUUCUAAUCAUCUUUUGGUAUUCUUUCUGUCUCAAUCCCCUGAAUCAAUUAGUGCUUUAUAUCGUAACAAAAACAUAGUUCCAAAUAAUGUUUUAGAAUUGCUAAAAAGCCAAAGAUGGGAAUUAGUAGAUUAUCAAACCUUGUCCUCAGAUGAAUUAUUAACCAUAUUAGAAAGUUUGGCUCGAAAAACAAUGCAUAUUAUUAUUUAUCAACCAUAUGCUUUAUCAGCGGAUAAUUUGUUGAAAAUGGCAUUGAUGUUAUUGAGAACAAGAGCCAAUAUUCCUACGAGCUUAAUUAGUUUCUUGGCUAAGGUUGUAGAAGUGGAAUUUGACUCACUAAAUCUUCAUGCUGGUGUUACAGAAAAAGCUAUCAAAGAUUUCAUGACGAUAUCUGGUAAAAAAGCCGCAACUAAAGAGAUUUGGUUGUUUUUUGAUGAAAUAAACACUUGUAAUCACAUAGGAUUAUUGGCAGAGCUUAUUGCUCAUCGGAAGCUUGAUGGAAAGUCAAUCCAUUCAAAUAUUCGACUAUUUGCCGCCUGCAAUCCAUAUCGUAUUCGAAAUAAGAGUGUUAGUAAUGUUGGAUUGAAACCAAAAAAGAUCGUAUUUGAACAUCUAAAAAGCAGCCUCGUUUAUGAAGUUAAACCUCUUCCGGAUCAAAUUUUAGAUUACGUAUGGGACUAUGGUAUACUUCAAUCGAAAGAUGAAAAGAUUUAUAUUCAAAUAAUGGUACAAGAGGCGAAAUUAGAUCCCAUUUUUGCGGAAUUGUUAUUUGCAUCACAAAACUUUAUUCGUAAUGUUGAAGAACCUUAUAGUGUAAGUUUGCGUGAUGUUAAAAGGGCCAUUAACUUGUUCAAUUUUUUCAAUAAAAGUCUUCUAACACGACAAAAUGAGAAGAAAAAAUAUCCCGAUAACUCUGUGGAGAUUGAUACCCGAUCUUAUGUUUUAGCAUUAGGUUUAUGUUAUCAAUCUCGCUUAUAUGAACGUGAGUUAAGAAGAAGAUAUCGUGAAAUGAUGUGUAAAAUAUUUGGAAAUAUGAAAGAAACUCGUUUUAAUGACAUAAUUAGAGAUGAGCAAAUGGACUAUAUGAAAAGAAUGCAUUGUCCACCAAAUAUCGCAUUUAAUGAAGCAUUAUUGGAGAACGUAUUGGCUGCUAUUGUUUGCAUAAUGUGUAAAAUACCAUUAUUCAUAGUUGGUGCUCCAGUUGGAUUGGCUGAAAUAAGUCCUUAUAACCCUUUGAAAGUUCUUCAUUCAUUGUUGGAGCCAAGUUAUCCGGUUGAAUGUCCUACCGUUUCAGUAAUUGGAAUUUCAAAUUGGCGACUGGAUAACAGUAAAAAUAGCAGAGCAUUAUUAGUUCAAAGACCGAAUUUUGAUUUGGUUGAUCUUGUUGAAACGGCUGCUUGUUUGCAUAUUCAUCCUGAUUUCAGAUGCAUUCUGGUUCUUGAUGAAAAGAAAUUAAAAAAUGCAGAUCCACCACUUUUAAAUCGAUUUGAAAAACAAAGGAUGUCAAUAAACGAUAUUCUUAAUAAAGGUGAAAAAGAAUUAUUCAAUCAACUUCAAGAAUGGACCUGGCAAAUGUCAACUAUUGCAGGAACAGCGGGAACAAAAUUUACUAUAAAUGAUUUGUUUAUUGGCUUCAAUAAGGAAGAGACAUUGCAAAGCUUAAUAAUUGAUAUCAAGAAAAAAGAUCCUAUGAUGAGAGAUCGUGAUAUACUUAAAAAGUGCAAGGAAAAUCUAAUCGCAAUUGCUACACCUGAUGGAAUGGUUCGAAUUGAAAGAUCUACUUUGGAAUUUGAAGAAAUUCAACAUUGGAAAAAUGUAUAUUUCCAAGUUCAACAUCAUAAUGGCAUAGCAGAUUAUUUCCAAGAUUUGUUGCAGGGAAAAACUGUGAAAGUCAAUCAAGAUGGUCAUUUAGUCAUAAUUAACACGAUUUCCAACAUCAACACAGAUUGUCCUUCGAUUCGCAAUGAAAUUAUUAUGAAUGAUGAAUUAGCAUAUAAAGGUAGUUUCGAACAACAUAUUGUGAAUGAAGUUACUAGCUUAAUGCUUAAAAAGAUUAGUGAAUGUAAAGAAAUUGUUGAAUUGCAACUCGAAAUUAGAAAUGUUCUGAAUCUUUGUGAAAACAUCUCUAACUUUAAAAGGACAGUGUCUUUUCAAUUAUUACACUUUUGCAAUGAUCUAUUAUCAAAUGAAUCUAUACCAUUGGAGAUUAUUAAAGAGAUUAUUGAGUUUAGAGGUGAAGAAGAAAUAUUCACAAAAAUAUAUAUUCACAAAGUCUUUGAAAUUCUUCGCAACAUUAAAAACAUCGAACCAAAUAAGUUAUUAUGUGCAAAGCAAUCGUACGUAAUGACGAGCUUGGAAAUUAUUCCUUUCGGUUCACCUUCUAGGUUGGAACUUUAUCAAACUUUAUUCUUGGAAAACCCUUUCCCUCUUAUGGGACAAAUCAUUAAAAGUGUAUUUGAGAAUGAAAAUAAACUUGAACAUUUCGAAUUUUUGACUUGGUUAGAUAAUCCUAGUAAAAUUUUAGAUUCACCAUUAUUUACAAUUAUCAAUACUUGCCUUAAUGUUAAAGGUUACCAUUCUCCAAUAGCAGCAUUAUUCUGUGAUGUUAUACAGAAAACAUACUUUGCACGAUACGAUUUGAUUGAAUUAUCACCUUAUUUUCAUUGUGCAAUUGAAGCCUUAAGUAAUGAUAAUGUUGAGGGUUUAUGUAAGGUAACAGCGAUUGCGCUCCUGAAAGAAUUUGUUCAUAAAUUUUGGAGUACCUUGAUUCAGGAUAAAAUAUUAAGACCGGUUGAGUUGGAUUACAAAGGUUUUGAUGAAUUAAUUAAUCAAAUAAAUCAUGAUUUGAGUUUAUCUUUUAGUUUAGUUGAAUCAUUAAAAUUUUAUUUUCUACGAGAUCUACGUGAUAGAGAAUAUUCCAUGGAUGAUGUCCAAAAAUUUUGUCUUGCUCAAAAGUAUAAAUUACCAUGGCUGGAAAAUUUACCUUGGGAAUUUAGUCGAUUACAAUUUAAUGUCUAUUAUACCUUUAAAGAUUAUAAUGCUGUGGAUAAUUGUUUCACAAUAUUGCUAUAUAAUAAUAGUAUAGAACAAUUUGAUGAAUUCUUAAAUAAAAUUUCAAAGAAAGAAGAGAUGAGUGCUAGAAUUUCACUUAUGGGAGGUAUUCUUAAUCGACUUCAUAUUAUAAGAGCGACUAGAGAGUGGAAACGUGAGGAGAAUCAAGCUUCUAAAUUAUUGAAAGAAAAAAUCGGGAAAAUAAGCCAUUUAUCUAACAUUUAUAAGAGGGUUGUUGACAACGUAAUCACAAACAGAAAUUUUAUAUUGCAACUUGAUACGAAUGUUAGUAACUCGGAUUUAUUAAUAAAAUCUGUCAUCGGGAACGUUAUAGCAUUGCACUCGUCUAUUCCUGCGGAGUCAUCACCAUUAGCAUAUUUGUUGCAAAACUUGAGUGGUUGUGGUGGAUCUACUAGAGCACUUACAUUCAUGGAAGAGCCCUAUUUUAUUCAGGAAAAUACCGUUUCAUCAUCAACUUCAGAUGCAAAUAAUUCUGCAGAAA
Molecule: messenger RNA, 8941 nt
Organism: Funneliformis geosporum
Lineage: Eukaryota; Fungi; Glomeromycota; Glomeromycetes; Glomerales; Glomeraceae
Source: the annotation of a GenBank genome assembly